UCCUUAUAUCAGCGAUGCAUUCGUGUUCCAAGGUUUCCUGAUAAGUGCCAGUAUAGCAAUGUGUUGACUUUUGGUCGAAUUGGUACUAAAAACGGUCCCACGGUCAGUGGAAUAUUUGUGCAGUGCUGUUCACAGGUUGGCUAUCAGGGACCUGGCUUUGUACACUCCGUUUCGGUCGGCAAGGGUUGCAAUACCUUGGGCAUAAUCCUCCACGAAAUUGGACACACAAUUGGAUUUUGGCAUGAACAGAGUCGACCAGAUCGAGAUAGUGAGUUUUUGGUUAAAAAGUCGGUCAAUUUUAGUUUUCUGAUAAAGCAAUCACUGAACAUUCACUUAAAAUAUACUAAACUUAUCUACGACAGACACCUAGCCUGGUUCCUCAAAUCAAAUGCUUUACGAACGGGAACUCAGGAAUCUCACAAAGGCUACCGACCGGCAGCCAGAUGGUUAUUUAGCACGCUGGCCUGCACUCAUGAAAUUAAUUCAGUCUACAGUAAAACUGCAACAGUUAUGGCUCACACAGAAGUUGCUAAUGAUGAUAAAUAA
Dibothriocephalus latus is the source of this 546-nucleotide messenger RNA. The record is from the annotation of a GenBank genome assembly. Lineage: Eukaryota; Metazoa; Platyhelminthes; Cestoda; Diphyllobothriidea; Diphyllobothriidae.